This is a messenger RNA of Prunus mume (Japanese apricot), 884 nucleotides long. RefSeq lists its product as uncharacterized. Lineage: Eukaryota; Viridiplantae; Streptophyta; Magnoliopsida; Rosales; Rosaceae. The record is from RefSeq and is a predicted model, not a curated record.
AACAACUACAGAUUUCCUUCCUCCUAUACAUCCGUAUAUUAUCAUCAGUUAGCUGCAAAAUAUGGCCUUUCAUGGCCUCCCGGCCUUCGUCUUUCCACUACUUUUGGUUUUUACCUUGUCGUCUAUGAGCUCCAAAACAAUGGUUGCGGGGGCUCGCAUUCUUCUGGAGACUAACUCCUUCCCUCAAGUGCCCCAGCUUCCAAAGCCUGAGCUUCCACCACUUCCCACUUUCCCAACUUUGCCAAAACCUCAGCUGCCACAGUUGCCGAAGCCUGAGCUGCCACAGUUGCCAAAGCCUGAGCUGCCCCAGUUGCCAAAGCCGGAGCUGCCACAGUUGCCGAAGCCCGAACUGCCGACCUUGCCGAAGCCGGAGCUGCCAACAUUGCCGAAACCUGAAUUGCCUACGGUACCCCAUGUUCCAACUUUGCCAAAGCCAGAAGAUCUCAAGUUGGCAGAAGAGCCCCAUGUCCCUGAGCUUCCAAAGCCAGAAUUGCCACCACUUCCUAAACCCUAAUUUCCCAACUUUGCCAAAGCCUGAGUUGCCAAAGUUGCCUGAAAUUCCACCACUUCCCCAUCUUCCCAGCUGACCUACCUAAGCCCACAUUGCCCUCCAUCCCAACCCUCCCCAAGGACACACCCCUCCCUUCUCUCAUUCCACCCCAAAAAACCACCCUUCCUUGAAUAUUCUUAAAUAUUGUUUUAGUUAAUUUGUUUCACUAUUUAAAUACAUCUUUGUAAUAUCAUUUGUCGUGUGUUUCUUUCUGAUCAUGUACUAGUACUCUUCCGAGUAUUAUUUUAACUUGUGUACUUAUUGUUACUACUUGUGAGUUCUGUUGGAUUGUUAUUAAUUUAAAAUUUAUUCGCAUUUUCAUGUAUGAGGAGGG